CAGAAUGAGCUGGUGAGCUAGAGACCGUGGCGGCUGCUAGCACUUCUGGAAUCCUAGCCAAGCAUAAAGAGCAGCAAAGUUGCAGGCGACCCUUGACCUGGGGAGGCUCCUCCCACCAUUUAUUUUAAAUAAAGAUGUCUCCAUUCCUGGCUAAUGAAAGUUUAUAUAAAUCUGAUGGGUCCCUCAUGUUACAUCAUACUCCUACAUCUAUCAGCAUGAUGGCUAUCUUCUCUCUCAUCUUCCUCCUGGGCCUUCCUGGAAAUGGUUUGGUAAUCUGGGUAGUCACCCUGAAAAUGAAGCCGUCCGUGAAUACAACUUGGUUUCUGCAUCUUGCAGUGGCUGACUUUGUGUGCUGUCUGUCGCUGCCUUUCAAUAUUGUACAUCUGGCUCUCCAUGACCACUGGCCUUACGGCUGGUUUUUCUGCAAAAUUAUCCCAUCAGCCAUUCUUUUAAACAUGUUUGCCAGUGUCUUUCUCCUCACAACAAUCAGUAUUGACAGGUGUCUGGUAGUGAUGAAGCCCAUCUGGUGUCAAAACCACCGAACAGUACGGUUUGCUUCACUGAUAUGUGGUGGCAUCUGGCUCCUUGCUUUUAUUAUGUGUUGCCCUGCCUUUUUCUACCGUGAGACAUCCAUAGAUGAACUUGGCAACACCAAAUGUAUCUACAGCUGGUAUGGAGAAGAGUAUCAGGAGGACAAAGAACUAGGUGGCCCAUUUUCUUCUGACAAUCUCUUUUUGAUACACCCCACUUUAAUGGCAGGUGGAAUCUAUGAAGACCCUUUAACUGAUGGAAUUCUUGAUACUUACCCUAAGUACCAUAUGCUUAACACAGCUGGGAAGACCAAUGCUCUACCUUCUAGUAUAUCAAACAGUGCUGGCAGCAACAGAGAUGCAUCACUGACAACCACUGACAACCCUACCAAAUUUCCCAAAACCCCAAUGAAUACUGCCAUAUCCAAUACUUCUAAUUCAAAUGUUCCACCUGUCAGUUUUUCUAUGGACCUUUCUGCCAAUAACGAUUCAGUAGAAAUGUACUAUUAUGGCUACUUUCCUGAUAGCCAACCACCAAAGGUCUUUGUGUCCAUCACCGUUACCAGAGCUGUCUUUGGUUUCUUCCUUCCCUUUGGAAUCAUGGCAACCUGCUAUGCCCUUAUCACUCACAGGAUGUUAAAAAGACAAUUUGCCAAGCUCCGCAGAAAAACAAUGCAGGUGAUCUUGCUUAUAGUAGCAACUUUCUUUCUAUGUUGGGCUCCUUACAAUGUGAUUGGGCUCCUAUAUCUCCUGGUUAUUCCAGGCACAGAGUUUUCUGGAGUGCUGGCUUUGUGGGACCACAUUUCCACAGUUUUGGCCUAUGCCAACAGCUGUAUCAACCCGCUUCUUUAUGUGUUUGUGGGGAAAAAGUUCAGGGAAAAGGCACGGCAGACUGUGCAGGAGGUCUUUGAAGCAGCCUUCAGUGAGGAAGGCACAUGGUCUACUGGCUACUCCCAGGACAGAAGUAAGACUACACUUGAAAGAGGUGUGGGUGUUUCUGCCCUCUGAAAUGGUCUUCCAGGCAACAAGGACAUCCUUCACUUCUGUGACUCCUUUAUUUAAUAGAGCAGCAUGGAUGUUACUACUCAUUAUUAAAAUCUGUACUUCUUACAUAUAAUGGCUAUAUAGUGCUGGGGAUCUCUAUCUGUACAAUUAAUGUCAUAUAUCCAUGUGCAUUAAUCUGUGUUAUUAUCUCUGACUAUGAAAAGGAGUCUGUAUAUUUGUUUUAUAUUCUAGUAGUAGAACAGAAUUUAAUGUAAAUAGUCUGUUUCCUUAUAAUGCUGUCAAAAAGGUAGAUGCAGUCCUUAAUUUCAAGCUCGAGACCUGUUAGCUGCCCUAGAAUGAUUUGCCAAUAUUCUUUGUGUAUAACUGUCAUAUGCACAACAGCAUGAAUUACAGCAGAAAAUUGUUAUUUAAGGGGUUACUUACCUUGCCAUAUCACAGGCACUUGACUUGGCACACAAGUGGCAACUCCUUAACUAGCAGCAAUCUGCCAAUGUAAUUAAUGCCUUUGCACUUAUACCAGCAUAUGUAAAAUCUAGGAUUCUGGUCACAGAAGUGUAGAGCUGGGGACCAUCAAGCCCAAACCCCCUGCUGGGGGUAAAACAACAUUCCUUAGUUCUAACCACACCUGAACAGGCUGCAGUUGUGAAGUAAUUCUAAUUAGAAAGAAUGACUCCAUACCUAAUUCUUUAAACAAGGGGUCUAGGCCAAAGAUGGAAGUGGUGCUAAAUGGGCUUGGCUAGAGGGAUGUUACAUGCAUGAUACUAGUAGCUGAAGACCAAUAGUAUGUGAAGAAUUUUAUUUUACUUCUGCCAUGGGAUGUGGCAUGAGAAGCACAAGCAAGAUUAUUGAACAUAAAAACUGUUGCAUUGGGUCCAGGUGAAUCUGAGCUUCAUAUAGAUUAACAACAUCCACAGCCUACCAAAAAUUCUAGACAAAUGUGUGAAUUCCUCAGGACUGCCCAGUUACUGAAUUUUCUUCCACUACAUCAUAGGCGGGAAACAGGGGUAAAUUACCCCAAAUUGGGUAAAAGUGAAAAUUCU
Pogona vitticeps (central bearded dragon) is the source of this 2575-nucleotide messenger RNA. It is a transcript of the gene C3AR1, whose product is annotated as complement C3a receptor 1. NCBI's taxonomy places the organism in Eukaryota, Metazoa, Chordata, Lepidosauria, Squamata, Agamidae. Gene Ontology annotation, cellular component: plasma membrane. Gene Ontology annotation, biological process: inflammatory response; phospholipase C-activating G protein-coupled receptor signaling pathway; complement receptor mediated signaling pathway. The record is from RefSeq and is a predicted model, not a curated record. Gene Ontology annotation, molecular function: complement component C5a receptor activity; complement component C3a receptor activity; G protein-coupled receptor activity.